CGGGAGGCGGCCAGGAAAUGCCCAGGGGACUGUGUCACCUGUGCCCGCCAACUUGUUGAUUCCCAGGAGCGCUUCCUUUUCGGUCUGAGCCCGCCACCAAGUCUCUCGCUCCCCUGCUCACCUGUGGCCUGCAGAGUUCCGGAUCGCCCUCUUCCCGCCCCCCCCCUGCCCCGUACACCCCAACUUCACAGCCAUGAGCAAGUUGGGCAAGUUGUUUAAAGGGAGAGGCUCCUCCAAGAGCCGAACUGCUCUCAGCCCCCAGGAGGCCCUGGCCCGGCUUCGGGAAACGGAGGAGAUGCUGGGGAAGAAACAAGAGUACCUGGAGACUCGAAUCCAGAGAGAACUGGCCCUGGCCAAAAAGCACGGCACGAAGGACAAGCGAGCUGCAUUACAGGCACUGAAGAGAAAGAAGAGGUUUGAGAAGCAGCUCACUCAGCUUGAUGGCACCUUGUCCACCAUUGAGUUCCAGAGAGAAGCCCUGGAAAACUCCCACACCAACACCGAGGUGCUGAGGAACAUGAGCUACGCAGCAAAAGCCAUGAAGGCAGUUCAUGAAAACAUGGAUCUGAACAAAAUAGAUGACUUGAUGCAAGACAUCACUGAGCAACAGGAUAUCGCCCAAGAAAUCUCAGAAGCAUUCUCAGAACGGGUUCAAUUUGGCGAUGGCUUUGAUGAGGAUGAGUUGAUGGCAGAGCUUGAAGAAUUGGAGCAAGAGGAAUUAAAUCAGAAGAUGACAAAUAUCCAGCUUCCAAAUGUGCCUUCCUCUUCUCUUCCAGCACAGCCAGCUAGAAAGCACAGUAUGCCCUCCUCUGCACAUCCAUCAUCCCAAGCAGCCUCGUCUAAGAGAGCAGAAGAGGACGAUGAUGAGUUCAAACAGUUAGCAGCUUGGGCUACUUAAACUACAAUGGAUUUUUUUUUCUUCUCCUUUGGAUACCAAAAUGAACCAAUUAUUCAUAAAAAAAUGUUUAGUUUUGCCAAAUUUAAAAGUAAACAGUGACUUUAUUUUAUAUUCAUCCUCAGUUAAUAUUGUUUUUUAAGCUUCAGAAGGAAAAGUUAGGAAAGGACUUCCUAGUAGGAUGGGAGAGGAGCCUUGCAUGCAGAUGGGGGGCAGGGUGUUUGGAAUUUCUGGUUUUGGUCCAUAGUUGAUAUUCUGUAUAUAUUUGUGCAAAGGAAUUGAAUUCUGCUGAUAUAUUAGACAUAUAGCAAUUUAUAAGCCAUUUAUGCAGCAUACUUAAAGGAUAGCUGGGAAAAUUUCUAUGUGAAGGUAAGUUUGCCAAGUGCGUCCAUAUCACCCCAGGUAAUGUAAAUACCCCAGGAACAGACUCUUUAGCCUCUCUUAGAAGAGGCUUCUUGUAGAGAAGUCUUGUAUGAGUCUAUACAUGCAUAGCUUCACUUGAGUUUUGCUGUUUAAAAUCUUAAAGCAGCUCUAAUUGACAUUUAUUAUGCCAAUUAAGCUUGGAAUGGGGCAAUAGAUGCACUUCCCAAAAUGUCUGAAAGCUCUAAUGGUUUCCACCGCUGAGUGAGACUCUCCUGGGGGUAAUUGAGCCACUUAGGAGCUGUAUUGCCACUUUGAGGCCAUUAUGAUGCUGUUUUGGCUUCAUCUGUGCCUGUUCAUUCUCUACUAUUUUGUGUUCUCUUGUACAUUUUUUAAUACUUCACAGAAUACACGCUGUAAUGUAUAUAAAAUGAUUGGCAAUUAAACAUUUAUCUU
This is a messenger RNA of Dipodomys spectabilis (banner-tailed kangaroo rat), 1711 nucleotides long. RefSeq names its product charged multivesicular body protein 4C (gene Chmp4c). The transcript has 5 exons. The record is from RefSeq and is a predicted model, not a curated record. Bases 194 to 898 code for a protein of 234 amino acids. Gene Ontology annotation, cellular component: ESCRT III complex; multivesicular body; cytoplasmic side of plasma membrane. NCBI's taxonomy places the organism in Eukaryota, Metazoa, Chordata, Mammalia, Rodentia, Heteromyidae. Gene Ontology annotation, biological process: vesicle budding from membrane; late endosome to vacuole transport via multivesicular body sorting pathway.